UAAAUAAAAUAGAUGAUUAUUAUUAUUAUUAUUAUUAUUAUUAUUAUUAUAAAUUACGCACUGUACACUGUUGACAGUGAAUGCAGCGUGGCCCGGGAGGUGAAAGUGGAGUCACACUCUAUUAUGACACUUUGGUUUCUUUAUACUUUAUAUAUGACUUUAAGGAAGUCCCUGCUUCCCUUUUUACUGGACGCCUCGCUGCAAUCCUGCCCCCGACAAAUUUAGAUUUAUUGAGAAUACCACGGAUUGCCACAUUACUUAUGGAUGAAGGCGAGGCGGACGGAGGGUCUGUGCUGGUUUUAAUGAGCUGACCUCCACCAGUAACUUCUCCCUGUUGAAGUGUUGGAGGCUGGGAGCGUGACGGCUCAGUCUAUUACUGCACUUCCCUCAGAAAACUCUGCUCACAGGCUCCCUGCUGAGACUAGAAUGAACCUGCCGUCCAGAGAGGAAUGUGAGGGGUGGGACCAGGCGCAGGUGGCCUUCUUCAUGAGCAAGAACAAAAUGCAUGAAUGUGCCUCGACUGUAAACAGACUGAAAAUUAAUGGACAAAGACUUUUGAACCUGACUGAAGCUGAGAUCAACAAGUUCAGCCUCAUCCAACAACCGCAGCUUCAGAAGAUCGUUCAAGACAUCAAGAAAAACGACGGCAGCUUGCUGAAUAAACUCAGAAGACUGAAGAGCAAACCACUUCCAAAAGUCCCGGCGAGAGAUUACAGAGAUAACAGAGAAGAUGAUGAAUCAUCUGAACCUGAUUAUGAUAAUGAGAUGUACGAGCCCCGAGAGGAGCAGGACGACAGCUACGAGCCUCCUCCCAGAGGAGUCUUCUCCUCCACCCCCUCCACCUCCUUCCCCCGGGGGGAGUACCUGGACAACUGCCGUAACCGACCCAGCCGGCCGCCCAAACAGCCCCUCCGCCCCGUCAGAGCCUCCAAACAACUGCCCCCAGAGCCCCCCCAGCAGGGCAGCGAUGAGGAAGACUACAUCAACCCAGACUGCAGUAAUGAAGAUGACAACUAUGUAGAACCAUCAGAGAAUCCACCUUCCAAUCCUUUAAUUCACGGUGGCAGCAGAGCAACCAGGGAGCUCCCCAUGCUGCCUCCAGCUCCUCAGCCUCCAGCCAGUCCUGACUUUUAUGAAGUUCCAGACACAGAGGGACACUCAUUAUCUCUAGCAGCAAGCAGACUGUGUCCUCCUAUCCCUCCAUCACAGACGCACUCUCUACCACCGAAGCCCAGCCCCAGGGUGAAUAUGAGGAGCUCUCCGGCUGCUUGUGUCCAAGAGCCCACAGAAGAUGAUGAAUAUGAAGUUUGUGAUCCAGAUGACAGUUCCAGUAAAAGACCGACAGACGGUCCUCCUAAAAUCCUGCCAAAACCUUUACCCAGAGAGAGGUCACCACAUCCGCCUUUAAAGCCGAGGCCAGAUUUAAAACCUCGAGAAUUUGAAAGCCGGACGCUGCCGGGGCUGCAGACGGACCCCAAACCUCCUCCCAAAGGGUUCUCCCUGGACCUGAGACGGCCAAAGAUUCCUCUUCCUCACUUCAUCCCAAACAAACCAGCUGACAGAGGAAGUCUCUUUGCUGAAAAUACGUUUAUAGACCAAGAUAAGGAUGCAGACGUCUUUAUGAAGUCCUGGUACGCCAGCACAUGUGACCGCAAGACUGCUGACGACGUCUUGUGUCGCUCCAACAAAGACGGGGCGUUCAUGGUGAGGAAGAGCUCGGGGCAGGACGCCCAGCAGCCGUACACGCUGGUGGUCUUCUACAAGGAGCGAGUCUACAACAUCCCCAUACGCUUCAUACCGGCCACGCAGCAGUACGCACUGGGCCGCCAGAAGAAGGGCGAGGAGCAUUUCAGCAGCGUGUCCCACAUCAUCGAGAACCACCAGAGGAACCCGCUGGUGCUGAUCGACAGCCAGAGCAACACCAAGGACUCCACCAGGCUGACCUACCCCGUCAGGCCCUGAACGCCCCAAAGACGCCCCAAAGACGCCCCUGAACGCCUCAUGCAUCCCCAGCCUGCUGCGUUCACU
Messenger RNA from Centropristis striata (black sea bass), 2028 nucleotides. It is a transcript of the gene blnk, whose product is annotated as B cell linker. The record is from RefSeq and is a predicted model, not a curated record. NCBI's taxonomy places the organism in Eukaryota, Metazoa, Chordata, Actinopteri, Perciformes, Serranidae. Gene Ontology annotation, biological process: intracellular signal transduction; cell surface receptor protein tyrosine kinase signaling pathway. The coding region runs from base 427 to 1962 and encodes 511 amino acids. The transcript is spliced from 24 exons.